Molecule: messenger RNA, 779 nt
Organism: Verruconis gallopava
Lineage: Eukaryota; Fungi; Ascomycota; Dothideomycetes; Venturiales; Sympoventuriaceae
Exons: 1
Coding region: 420-764 (114 amino acids)
Source: RefSeq, a predicted model, not a curated record
GAACAACAGAUGACAACGCGUUUCUUCGAGAGAGGAGAGCCCACGAAAUUCACGUCAAUGACGCGAUGCCCAAACGAAAUUCGACGACCUGGACAUAGAGACACGGCCUACGUUACGCAGCUUUUUGGGCUUCCUAGCCGCGGAUUGAUGUGACCUGAUAUAGGCGCAAUUACAAUAAUGAGCGUUAUGAUUGACCUGUAAACAAUAGCAGUCGACUUGUUAAGAACAGCAGGGCACAGCAUACAGAUACUUGAACGCAAGGAGUCGCGAUCCUUUGGCCUUUGACUGAGCAGCGCUCUUCUCUUCGAUAUCGACUUUCUUCCAAACGCGUGCAGAACCAGACGAACAGGGAUAAGCAUCACCUUACAAUAUGAGAGGAAAUCUGUGGCACCACGCCUGAUCAAAAGCUAGUUUGAAAUAUGACCGUCCACUCGAUUUGUGGUGACAGCGUGCAGAGCAGGCAUAGACGCGGGGACCGUCACAUAACAGAGGCUUCACGAAAGCAAUUCUUUCGUAAUGCAUGCGCCCAUGAGUUUGGCCUUGCCAGGUCUGCUUUACAUUUUUCUAUUCUUUCGGUCUUCACACCAUCACCAUCGCGGAUCAGAUGCGGGACCGCCACUAAAAUGCGCCAUGCACUACAAGUCAAGUACACCAUUCCGGCCUUUACUGCUAAAGGAGACAUGGAUGCAUGGAAACAGCAGUUCGGAUCCAAGCUAGCAGGUGUUUUUCCAGGAAUAGUUCAGCCAUUUACUUUAAUCGCUUGAAAUGGGUGGUUAGGG